AUGUCUGCCAUUCACCUUUCAAGAUACAUCCAGUCUUCGAUAUGUCGCAGAAAUCUGCUUUUUCAAUCUCAAGUCGGCUCACGGCGGUGGUUGUACGACACAGUUCAACCACCACUCGACGCACCAACAUCCUCAACAGCGCAAAAGAAACCGAAGAAGAGAGGCAGUCGGGCGAUAGAAGCAUAUACUCUGGCCGACAUGCCGCUCAAGCGCAGCGAAAAAGCGCAAUUAGGCGUGAUCAGGAAAAAAGGCAGACCAGCUGUCCCUAAACCCACUGUGCCAAAGCGAAAGACAGUGCAGGCCGCAGAACGGGUUGACGAGGGGCCUCCUGGCUUGCACCUGCCUCCCCCGGAAACUUGGAAAUCCGUCUUCAAGCACGUUCGCGAUACAUCAGGUCGUGUAAGCAUACGGAAUCCAGAAACUGCCGCAAUGUUGGCGGAGCUGUUGGUGCCCGAAGGUUCAAGGGAUAAAAUCAUUAUUGACGCAAAUCCUGGACCUGGGCAAUUGACACGAGCCUUACUGGCGCUUCCGAAGGAGAGAAUCAAGAAAAUAAUCGUGUUGGAAAAUACUGAAUCUUACCUGGAAUAUUUGAGGCCCCUGGAAGAGGACUCUCGUGUCUCAGUUUUCCCUUGGUCAGCCAGAGAGUGGGAUUCUUACCGAAAACUCGAAGAGUCGGGAAUGCUUACAGACGUGCCGGUCGUUUCUGGACAUGAACCCCACCCAACAUUAUUUUUCGUUAUGCAUAUCACGGGUAAGACAGACGGCGAACAAAUGGUCAAUCAAAUACUGCGUGCGAUGCCUGAUGGGCAGUGGCUUUUCAAAUAUGGACGAGUGCCUGUUCAUUUCAUCCUGCCAUUGCACAUAAGCGAUAGGAUCAUGGCUUCUGAAAAUUCAGUCACGAGAGGGAAGGUUGCUGUUAUGGCUCAAGCAGCUGCUGACAUAUCGCAUUGGGGACCACCGGAGUGUCUGCAGCCAUACGAAGAUAACUUCCACCCGGUGUCGACACGCAAAGGCAAUAAGCCUUCCAAACAUAUUGAUCUCCGCGGGAUGCCCCCGGAAUACGCAUCCCUUUCUUGUAUCCCAAAGGAGCACCCUAUAAUUCAACCGAAUGAUCUUGACUUUUGGGAUUACUGCCUUCGAAAGCUUUUCGUUCAGAAAGCCACCCCGUUGAGCAAAUGCAUAAACUCCCUUGGCCCUGGUGCCUCCAAUCUGUUGCCGAAGCUGGAUGAUCCUUCACUCCCUUCGGAGAGCAUUAUUAACCUAGAUUCAAGGCCACGAGAAUUCACUAUUGCUCAAUGGGCCCAUUUGGUUUCAGUCUUCAAGGAUUGGCCAUUUAGACCUGAGGACCUAUCCAUCGAUACCUUCUUCCUGUUGAACAAGGACCACGCUCGGCGAUGA
Molecule: messenger RNA, 1398 nt
Organism: Cyclocybe aegerita
Lineage: Eukaryota; Fungi; Basidiomycota; Agaricomycetes; Agaricales; Hemipholiotaceae
Source: the annotation of a GenBank genome assembly